CAUAAAUCGAUCGAAUCUUUAUUUGCCGAAAAAAUUAAUUAUAAAAAUCCGUCUGCGAACUUUUACAAUUGCAUAAUUCUUAUUGCACCCUAAGCUUUCUUUCUACAUCUCUUUCGAUCUGCAGAAUACACGAAUAAAAAUUCUUACCAAUUCUUCGUAAUAGAUCAAAGCAUCUCUCUCGCAACUUGUAACAAGUAUUCAACUGAAACGUCAAAAGCAAUGGGACGAACUGUAUACGCGGAGGAACGUCUUCACAAUUAUUUGACGUCACUGGCGAAACCAGAUGAAUAUACGAUAGGACUAAUUGUGGGACAGGUUCGAGUUUUACGAAAGAGCGUCGGUCAAAGAGACUAUAUCGUGCAUUUAGCGAAAACACCACCACCUCUUGGUAAAAAUGUGGUGGAGGAGACAUUGCUUAGCUCCACAACAGAAGCUGAACAAAAUACUGCUGUCGAAAAUCAUAUUAGAGCGGUGAAAGAUAUACCUGAAAGCUGGGUUGCAGAUCACGCUAAACAUGUCACUAGAAUGUUGCCUGGCGGAAUGCGUGUCCUUGGAACAUUCAUUGUUGGUCCGGAAGAUAUCACAAAUAAUAAUAGCAAUGUCCAAAAGUUGAGAUCUGUUCUUGCAACGAUGCAAAAGAAUUUAUCAUGUAAUAAAUACUUAUGUGGAGAUAACAAUGAAGAGCAUCUUAUUUUAAAUUUAAAUAGUGUUACACAAAAAUACACUUGUAAAUCUGUAGAAAUCCAUACGAAUGGAAUAUUAAAACCAGCAGACUGGAAAUUUCAAGCUAAAGCAACCAAAUGGCAUCAACUAGAGGCGCUUGUAGACUUCGAUCGUCUGUUUCUGAUUGCUGCUAAUAAAGAUCCGGAAACUCUUAAAAAACAAUUGCAAGAUAUUUUAAAGAGCGUAUCGGAUAUUAUUGAAUCUUCCCUUAUUGUUAUUGAAGGAGAAGUUCGAUCUCCGGACGAUACGUUAGAAUUAAUUAGUAAAAGCAAGAAAGAUGAAAAGAAUUCUAAAAAUAAUGAAAAAAAUAAUAAUGACCAGUCCAUUCAAAUUAACUUAUAUAUUCCGUGUGAAGAGAAGAAUAUGAACUCGGAUGUAAAAAUAACACCGUGCAGUGCGUCCAUACGUUUGGUUGGACAAUUAGUAAGUAGAACUUUCCUUCAUCAAAAAGCAAAUGUUGAAGAAGCUAAUAUCGCAAUAAAGCAAGACAUAAUAAGGUCAUUAGCAAGUAGAUUAGAAAUGCAUUGGGAUAGUUUAAUUGAAGAGGAAAAUGGAUCUCCAGAAGAAAAUAUAACGUUACACGAACCUCCGAGAAGAGUAUUAAUAGCAUUACCAGAAAGUAAGGUAACAUUGUCAGACUAUCUAUUUCCUGGUGAAGGACCUCAAGAAGCUCUUUUAUCAUUGCAAGAACUACUAGACUUAGAGGUUCAGGAAAAUAAUGUUCAGAAAGACAUUGAACUUGAAGCUGAUCCUUCAGAAUUUUAUUCUCAAAAUAAAAUUGAUGUAAAAACUACUGAUCUUAAUAUAGAUUCAUCUGGAAAUCAUCAAACAAAAAUAUAUAUUGCAAGUUUCAGUAUUGCAAUUUUAAUUGUGAUUCUUGCUAUUAUAAUACAAAAGCUUUAUUAAUAUUUAUAUGUAAAAGAACGAAUGUAUAUUUUAUUAUAACAUGUAAAGUAUAAAAUCUGUACAUUUUAACACAAGUCAGUAUGAUUUAGGAGCGCGCAGCGCAUGAAAAAUGACGAUAAUAAUUGAAAACAUUUGUUUUAACAUGAUGAUGAUAUAUUUAUGUAUACAGAGACUUCGACAGAUCGCGAUAUUUGUAAAUUAUUGUGUAAAAGUAUUAAAUUAUAAACCUAUAUUAUAAAUCAUGUAUAACGUUGAAGAUAUCCACGAAAAAUAACAUCGUAUCAAUAAUUUUAUUCCAAUAUUUUAUGUCAUAAUUAAAUAUUUUUGUAAAAGUAUACAAUUGAUGUAAGACAAUUGAAUAAAAAUACUUUUUCCUA
Molecule: messenger RNA, 2006 nt
Organism: Frieseomelitta varia
Lineage: Eukaryota; Metazoa; Arthropoda; Insecta; Hymenoptera; Apidae
Product: protein odr-4 homolog
Exons: 9
Coding region: 220-1629 (469 amino acids)
Biological process (GO): intracellular protein localization
Cellular component (GO): endomembrane system
Source: RefSeq, a predicted model, not a curated record